This is a messenger RNA of Salvelinus fontinalis (brook trout), 2385 nucleotides long. It is a transcript of the gene prr5l, whose product is annotated as proline rich 5 like. Gene Ontology annotation, cellular component: TORC2 complex. The record is from RefSeq and is a predicted model, not a curated record. Lineage: Eukaryota; Metazoa; Chordata; Actinopteri; Salmoniformes; Salmonidae. The coding region runs from base 92 to 1420 and encodes 442 amino acids. Gene Ontology annotation, biological process: TORC2 signaling. The transcript is spliced from 9 exons.
UGAGCUCGCCCGUGCUGACGGACCUCGCCUGCUUCCACGCCAGCUCGGUCGGCCAGCAGCUGUCCAACACCAGCGUCUGGAAUAGGCUUCCAUGUCUUCUCCCUGGAACUCCUCAAUGUCCAACUCUUGGCCAUCAGUCUCUGAGGCCUCAUCUUCACUGUCACUUUCCAACCUUGAGGAUGGCUCGCUGUCAGGCUCAAAAAGCCUCAAAUUUGCCCAGAUGGCCACCAAUUUUUCAAUCCUUGUAUUGGUCAGCCUAUUGCAUGCUUUGGUGUGUGUGUGUGUGUGUUCCCAAACAAGGACCUCUGAGGCGGCUGAUGUUGGUGGGAUUUGGAGGAGGAUGGAGUCAACAGGGGAAAGAGCUUCAGAUCCACAAAGUCCCUUCCACCAGGUGGCUGAUGAGAUAUGUUGGCACGACUGCCAUAUUGCAUCUCCAUCCCAAAGCCCUUGUUUGGAAGUGUAUUUCGCCAGACUGCCAAGAACCUUGCCCUCAUCCAGGCCAAGCGUCCAAACAGCCGUGAUCAAAGUGUUCCAGGGUGGAGGGUUGCAAGCUAAUGAGCUUUACACCCUCAAUGAGAGCAUCAGAUGGCUCCUCAAGACCGAGUUGGGCUCGUUCAUCACAGAGUACUUCCAGAAUCAACUCUUGACCAAAGGCCUGUCGCAUAUUCUGGAGAAGAUUAGACUUUAUGAGGGUGACAGUCAACUCCUUAUCCUGUCCGAGAUGUGGAUCAGGUUCUUCACUGCGAUCUUGCCCACGCUCCAGGCUAUAUUCUAUCCUGUUCAGGGUCAGGAGCUUACCGUCAGACAGAUGGCUCUACUGGGCUUCAGAGACCUGGUUCUGUUGAAGCUCUCCCUAGAAGACCUACUGCCCAUUGCCACAGUCCCCCCAGCCAUCACACAAAUGCUGCUGAUUCUGCAGGGCAUCCAUGAGUCUAACGGGCCCAGUCAAGAGUACUAUCAGCUAGAGGGACUGGUCGAGACAGUCAUCUCGCCUUACCUGGGUAACGUCCUCCACGUUAGCAACACCAACCGCUUCGUAGAAUGCCGUGCACCACUUUCCAGGUUAAGAGGAGUGGCACAACCAGAGAUCACUGUUACUCAUCAUCAUGCCUCAGACUCCUCCUCGCUGGCUCCCCUAGUGGAGCAGGAGGGGGAAUCCUACCUGGAGAAGGUGGGAGGAGUCCGACGCCACACAGUGGCCAAUGCACACUCCGACAUACGGCUGCUCUCAGCUUCUGGCAGGAUGCAGCCUGGGAUGGAGGAGGACAGUGGUGGCGGUGGUGGGAACGGGAUGGCAGGCAACGGCAUGCGGCCCAGGCCUUUCUCCAGCUAUCCAGACAUCCUGGAAUCCCCAAUGGGAGUGGUGGGGCCCUUCAGAAAGCAGAGAUCGACUGAAAUCAGCUGCCAUCCUCCCAGCUAACCAGUGAUAGCGGCUGGAGACCGUUGUUGCUAUUGAUUCCUGGAAACUGAGGGGAUAAAACCAUCUCUGAGUGCGAGCAGGGUGGUUGGGUGGAGUCUCUGUCACCCAAUGGCUUUCCCUCCUCUGUGCUCAGAGGCCAAAAUGUGGAAACAGUUGAUUGUUUCCGUACAGCUCUGUUUCCCUACGUGCCAACACGUCAGAUCUAUUCACAUGAUUUUAUUCCUGGGACGCAUUCCUCGGUUGGAACUGAUUGAUGACAGGUAUCUAUCGUAACAGCUCGUGUUUUUACCCUAUUUAACCUCUUAUAAGGACACCGAGGAAUGACAGUGAGAUCUGAGCCUCAUGUAAAGAAAGUAUAUUUGUGGCUGACCGCCCUGAUUUGGUCUUUUGGAGCAACAUUUUCUUUUCUUUCUUUUUUUUUUACAUUAGAUAAAAGUUGACUCCGUAGACUCACAGCUAGAAAAACUGUAUAUCACACACUGCAGCUGAGGAACAAAUGGGAAAGUAAUUCUGCUUUGAAAGUUGAAAAACUUGUAACCCCACUUUUGAGAAAAUGGCCCUUGAAUGUUUGGUACACCUACAUGAAGAGCUCUUCUUAUUUUACACCCAUUCAGCAUCGUUCACACCCUCUUAAGACUUAGCCCCACCCAUCUCUUUCACGUGUGAGGCAAUGUGCUAAACAGUGAGUAUGGUGGUGUACAACAAAAGAUUUCAAGACUAAAGGCUGGUUUAUACUACUAUCGACAUGUCUGUAUACAGUUGUCACAGUGACAUCAUGAACAUUCUAUUGUCGUCCGACAUCAAACUUGUCGUUGUCGUUCUGAAAAAUUAUGAACAAAAAAAUGACAGGCUGCAUGACAUCAGCAGCCUGGGGGUCCAAAACUGAUAACUGAUGACUAUUAACUGGUGCGUAUUAACACCAAUAAACCCAUCCGUUUAAAAAUUAAAAGCAACUUUCUAAACAA